Molecule: messenger RNA, 1249 nt
Organism: Salvia splendens (bonfire salvia)
Lineage: Eukaryota; Viridiplantae; Streptophyta; Magnoliopsida; Lamiales; Lamiaceae
Product: sarcoplasmic reticulum histidine-rich calcium-binding protein
Exons: 3
Coding region: 254-1120 (288 amino acids)
Source: RefSeq, a predicted model, not a curated record
UGUAAUCAACCAAAUUUACGAAUAUAUAAACGCGGUUGAUUAGAUCAAAUUCUUUCUAGAGAAAAAGGGGUCGGUCAGCUCGCAAGCUUAGUCAAGAUCAUCGGCGGCUCCUCCUCCUCCGAACUCUUCUUGAUCUGUAUUUGGAGUGGUUGGUGGUGAGCUGCUCUUGUUCUUGGGCUUCUGUGAUUUCCCCUGUUUGUUAAAAGAUGCACUUCUGGUCAUCAUCAUACCAAAUGCAGCUAGACUUGUGUUUAUGGAUGCCAAGACAUUUAUGCAGCUCGUCGAGGAGAAGAAAAGGAGAGUUCUGGCGAAGAAAGAAGCUCCCUUGAAAUGGGAGCAAAAGCUCGAAGCCGCUGCAAAGGCGAGAGCUGAUGCUGAAGCCAAAGCGAAGAAGGCAAAAGCUGCCAAGCACAAGAGAAGGUCUGUCUCGGUGUCUUGUAGCGAUAGUGAUAGUGGCGAGGGGAGGAGGAGGACUAGAAAGUCCCACAAGAAGCGAAGAAAGCACAGCCAUUCGGAUUCAGACCAUGAGAGGAGGAAGGAUAGGAAAUCCAAGAGGAAGCCAAAGAGACAGUCAUAUGAUUCUGAUGAUGAAAGCAGUGAAGGAUAUGAUUUGGACCAUGAAAAGAGCAAGGACGGGAAACUGAGGAAGAAACUAAAGAGAAGAUCCUCUGAUUCUAAUGAUGACAGCAGUGAUGGAUAUGGCAGUGAGUUUGAUGAGAAAAGGAGGCGGCAUGGCCAUAGGAAACGCAGGCAUGAUUCGCUCCCAGGUUCAAGUUCUGACUCCGAAAGUGACGAGGAUGAGCAUUAUGCUAGAAGAAAAAGCAAUAGAAAGCAUCAUAAACAUCACCGUCACCAUGAACGAGCACGUGAUCUUGAUUCUUCAUGCGAGGAGGAGGAUGCAGGCAGAAGGGAGCAUCUUGACAAGCACCAUGGACAUGAACAUGGUCAUCGGUCGCACAGCCACGACACGUCUGAUUCUGAUAGGCACCAUUACCAUCAUCUCACUAAUGGUCGCCAACAGUCGCGUGAGCCGACUACAUCCAACAAAGAUGAAGCCUUACAGCUGGAGAAAACUGAUGGGCAUAUGGAAGAUAUGAUGCACCAGAGAAUGCUUAUCUGAAUUAUCAAAGAUGGAUUCCAUGGCAUCCCUAGAAUCUAACUGUUAUUUGCUAGCAAGAAAACUGCAGCUAGACUAUGAAUACUUGUAUACCUCUUUUGUCUUAAGUUAAUCUCUAUUUUUACUUUAUUA